GUCAAAAUCAGUACACUCCCGGCACAUUAGGUGCGGAAGCCAAGUAGCCAACCAACCAUGAGCGUCCUUCAUCUGCUCCUUAUCUUGGCUCUUCAUGUCCUUCCCCUCGCAUCUCCGGCGGUCGACGUCGACCAGUUCACGUUCGAUAGCUUCGCCGGCGCGAACCUCUCGCUCGACGGCACGGCCAUGGUCACCCCAGACGGGCUCCUGAUGCUCACCAACGGCACGACUCAGCUAAAAGGACACGCCUUCUACCCUUCCCCAGUGCGGUUCCACGACGCCGCAAACGGCGACGCCUCCUCCUCGCGCUCCUUCUCGACAGCCUUUGUGUUCGGCAUCCUCAGCGAGUACGACGACCUCAGCAGCCCCGGCCUGGCCUUCGUCGUUUCCAAGGGCAAAAACUUCUCCACGGCGCUCCAGAGCCAGUACAUGGGCCUGGCCAACGCGGCCAACAACGGCAACGCCAGCAACCACUUCCUGGCCGUCGAGCUGGACACCAUCGUCAACGCCGAGUUCGGGGACAUGAGCGGCAACCACGUCGGGGUCGACGUCGACGGCCUCUCAUCCAUCGUCGCCGACAACGCGGGGUACUACGAGGACGGCACAGGCGCGUUCAUCAACAUGAGCCUGUUGAACCGCACGGCUGCGCAGGUGUGGGUGGACUUCGACGCCCGCACCUCUCUCGUUAGCGUCACCAUGGCACCCCUUGAGUUGCCCAAGCCUAAGAAGCCCCUGCUCUCCGCCACCGUGAACCUCUCGUCGGUGAUCCAGGACAAAGCCUACAUUGGCUUCUCGUCAUCCACCGGCGUCGUGUCGAGCCGCCACUACGUGCUUGCCUGGAGCUUCAAGAUGGAUGGUGGACAAGCCCCGCCGCUAAACAUACAGAAGCUGCCGGCCCUGCCGUUCACGAUCCCCAAGCGCCGGUCGAAGAUGCUGUAUAUCUUAUUGCCGAUAGCAUCGGCAGCGUUGGUGUUAGCACUGGCCAUCGCCGUCGUCGUGAUUGAUCGGAGACGGCGCAGGUAUGCGGAGCUGAAAGAGGACUGGGAGACGGAGUUCGGUCCGCACCGUUUCUCAUACAAGGAUUUGUUCCACGCCGCCAAGGGGUUCUCCGACGAGCGGCUGCUUGGCAUCGGCGGAUUCGGGAGGGUGUACAAGGGCGUGCUUCCGACGUCAGGGGCGGAGGUUGCAGUGAAGAAGGUGUCGCACGAGUCGAGGCAAGGGAUGGAGGAGUUCAUCUCUGAGGUGGUCAGCAUCGGGCAGAUCCGGCACCGGAACCUCGUCCGGUUACUCGGAUACUGCCGGCGGAAGCGUGAGCUCCUGCUAGUCUACGAGUAUAUGCCAAAUGGCAGCCUCGACAAGUUUCUGUAUGACCACAACACGAUGGUCUUGAGUUGGAGCCAACGGUUGGGGAUCAUCAACGACGUCGCAUCCAGCGUCUUGUACCUCCACGAGGACUGGGAGCAGGUGGUUCUGCACCGCGACAUCAAGGCGAGCAACGUGCUUCUGGACGCCGACAUGAACGGGCGGCUAGGCGAUUUUGGCCUCGCGAGGCUGUACGAUCACGGGACCGACCCGCACACCACGCACGUGGUCGGCACCAUGGGCUACCUAGCGCCGGAGCUCGGGCACACCGGCAGGGCCUCCAAAGCGUCCGACAUCUUCGCCUUCGGCGUGUUCAUGCUGGAGGUCGCGUGCGGGCGGCGACCCAUCUCCAUCUCCCAAGACGAGCACGGCGAUCACCUCCUGCUGGCGGACAGCGUGAUCGAGCACUGGCGCCAAGGAACGAUCACCGACGCCGUGGACCCGCGGCUCCGAGGCGACUUCCCUGUGGAAGAAGCGAGAUUCGUUCUGAAGCUGUGCUUGCUGUGUUCACACCCUCUGCCCAACGCGCGCCCGGGCAUUCGGCAGAUCAUGCAGUUCCUGAGUGGUUACACGCGGCUCCCGGAGGUGUCGGUAGAGCACCUGAGUGUCGACGUGCUAGCGCUGAAGCAAAACCAGGUGGUUCGCUCGCAUUCAUCUUUGCCGUCAACGGAAGCUGGUAAUAUGUCUGAUAUUCCUGGAGCGAGGUAAUAAACAAAAGAAUUAACCA
Molecule: messenger RNA, 2089 nt
Organism: Hordeum vulgare subsp. vulgare (domesticated barley)
Lineage: Eukaryota; Viridiplantae; Streptophyta; Magnoliopsida; Poales; Poaceae
Product: L-type lectin-domain containing receptor kinase SIT1-like
Exons: 1
Coding region: 58-2070 (670 amino acids)
Biological process (GO): protein phosphorylation
Cellular component (GO): plasma membrane
Molecular function (GO): protein kinase activity; ATP binding; carbohydrate binding
Source: RefSeq, a predicted model, not a curated record